UUUACUACUUUGUAGAUUUGUUUUAUGUUACUUUCAUGAGUAAUCUUUUAUUUGCAGCGGAAAUAUGUAGUCGCUAAUUGAGUUAACCAGCGACAAAACUUGGCCGAUAGUUGAAAGUAAUAACAUUAUUACGAAUAAAAAGUUUCAUGAGGUUAAAAUUGCUGGAAUUAAAGUCUCAUGCACUGUUUUACAUCAUCAAGAAAAUUUACAGUUCCUGCAAGAUUUUAUAAAAAACCGAGAGGGUGAUAACCAUGCUAAGUCCCUAAGCAUGGCUGAUUGUUCCGUCAUUAUUGAAAAAUCAGCGUUGAACAAUACUCGUGAUCUAGAAUAUAGUUUUGUUUCAACUUUCAAAGGCAAAACUUCCUCUCCCAAAGUACUGGACAAAUUAGCGAAUGAUGCUCGAGAUUCUAUUUUGCAAUCAAAUGAUUCAGUAGUCAAAACAUUUAAGAAAUAUAAAAAUCGUAAAACAAAAAGGAGGAAAGGAAAAGAUAAAUCUUUGGAUUUAAUGAUGUUUUCUAGUAGUGAUGGAAAUGAUUUGGAUUCAUCAAUUAAAUCAUUUGAAAAUUGUUUAGGAAACUCUCCUAUUGAUACUGGUGUUAUAGCAGAUGAUUUAUUAGGUAUACCUAUUGACAAAAAAGAAAGUCGAAAAAAGAUCCACUUAUCAGUGCGUCAGCCGAUUCGCAACGUGAGACUAUAGAUGACUUAUUAAAUAUGUCCAA
Molecule: messenger RNA, 719 nt
Organism: Nasonia vitripennis (jewel wasp)
Lineage: Eukaryota; Metazoa; Arthropoda; Insecta; Hymenoptera; Pteromalidae
Exons: 4
Coding region: 269-697 (142 amino acids)
Source: RefSeq, a predicted model, not a curated record